AUGGCGUCCGCAGCUCUGGAGCUGAUGGGCUUCUUCCUGGGCCUGCUGGGAAUGCUGGGCACCAUGGUGGCCACCGUGCUCCCGUACUGGCAGAUCUCCGCCCACAUCGGCUCCAACAUCGUCACGGCGGUGGCCAACAUGAGGGGCCUGUGGAUGGAGUGCGUCUACCAGAGCACCGGGGCCUUCCAGUGCGAGACCUACAACUCCAUGCUGGCCCUGUCCUCCGACCUGCAGGCCUCUCGGGCCCUCAUGGUCAUCUCCCUGGUGCUGUCUAUACUCGCCGUUGCCAUGGCGGCCCUGGGGAUGCAGUGCACGCUCUGCCUGGAGGGCGCCGGCGUCGUAAAGAGUCGCGUGGCCGGCGCCAGCGGGGGGUUGUUCCUCACCGCGGGCUUCCUGUCACUCAUACCGGUGUCGUGGACCACGCACGAGGUGGUCCAGACCUUCUACCGACCCAACGUGCCCUCCAGCAUGAAGUUCGAGCUGGGGGAGUGUCUGUUUGUGGGUCUGGCCUCCGCGCUCAUCUCCAUGCUGGGGGGCGGGAUGCUGUGCGUGUCGUGCUGCGACCAGCAGGGCGGCGGCGGCGGGGUCCGCGGGAGGCGGCAAGCCGGGGGUUACCCGUACCCGGUGGGAGGCGGCGUGCCGGGCGCGGGGGCACGGACGACCUCGCAGACCUACCACAACCCCACCCUGCAGGCGGGGGCCGCCGACGCGGCCGGCAGGGUCCGCAGUACCAGCCACAGCUCCCAGUCCACCGCACCGGGAGCCAGGAAGCCCGCCGCGCCAGGAUAUGACAUCACAGGAUACGUCUGA
Messenger RNA from Cyclopterus lumpus (lumpfish), 810 nucleotides. RefSeq names its product claudin 2 (gene cldn2). Gene Ontology annotation, cellular component: bicellular tight junction; plasma membrane. Gene Ontology annotation, biological process: cell adhesion; bicellular tight junction assembly. NCBI's taxonomy places the organism in Eukaryota, Metazoa, Chordata, Actinopteri, Perciformes, Cyclopteridae. The record is from RefSeq and is a predicted model, not a curated record. Gene Ontology annotation, molecular function: structural molecule activity. The coding region runs from base 1 to 810 and encodes 269 amino acids. The transcript has a single exon.